Molecule: messenger RNA, 240 nt
Organism: Aspergillus aculeatus ATCC 16872
Lineage: Eukaryota; Fungi; Ascomycota; Eurotiomycetes; Eurotiales; Aspergillaceae
Product: copper metallochaperone ATX1
Exons: 2
Coding region: 1-240 (79 amino acids)
Biological process (GO): copper ion transport
Cellular component (GO): cytosol
Molecular function (GO): metal ion binding; copper chaperone activity
Source: RefSeq, a predicted model, not a curated record
AUGUCCGAUCACCAGUACAAAUUCGACAUCACCAUGAGCUGCGGUGGUUGCUCCGGAGCCGUGGAACGAGUCCUUAAGAAGCUUGAUGGGGUCAAGUCCUUCGAUGUGAGCCUGGAAUCGCAAACCGCAACGGUUGUGACCGACUCCUCCGUGUCAUAUGAGACUGUGUUGGCGACAAUCAAGAAAACUGGAAAGACAGUUACCGGUGGGAGUGCGGAUGGGGAGCCCCAGAGUGUUUGA